AUGACUUGUGUGUUUAGUGCUGAUGUUACAGUGAUAGUGACGAAGGGAGAUCAUGUUACUCUGCCCAUUAAUCUUGUUAAAAUAAAGGAUGUUGAAAAGCUGCGUUGGACGUUUGAAGACAAUGACAGUGUAACUAUUGAUAAGACGGUAAAAAAUAUUGAUAAGAAGGUACAAUACAGUGGUGAGAAAUUCAAAGACAGACUGGAUGUGAAUGAUGAGAAUGGAUUUCUUACCAUCCCGAACAUUGAAACUCAAGACAUUGGAAAAUAUAAGCUGGAGAUCAAGACAAUCAAUGACAAAAUAUUAAAUCCAAUCAAGACAUUCAAUGUUAUUCUUAAUGUGGAUCAAGCGAUCAUGGUGUCUGUGAUGAAGGGAGAUAAUGUAACUCUACCCACUGGUGAAAUACAGACUCACUGUGUGAAAGAGUGGAAGUUUAAUGGCACUGACUUAACUGACUCGACGAUCCGAAACAUCACAGCGGAUAUAGGAUAUAAAGUGGACAUCAACUGCACAGAUUUUGUUUUACAACGGGCAGUCAGCGUUAACUUCAAUGAUGAAAAGUCAGUAUCAGAUAUGAGGGGAGAAACUCUCACCCUGCACAUUGAUACAGAAACACAGAAAGAUGAUGCGAUAGAGUGGAAGUUUAACGGUUUUACCAUAGCUGAAUUGAACAGAACAGCCCAUCCAUACACAAAGUAUGAAAAUAAUGUGACACUAGAUUCGCAUGGAUCUCUCAUCAUCAUAAAGCUCAAAACUGAAGACUCUGGACUUUAUGAUGUAAACAUCAAAAGCAGCAAUCGCUUUAUUCACAAGAGAUUCAGCCUUACUGUCAUUGGUGAGUAUCUUGUUUUUCAUAUCAGUGUCUUUAAAUCUGUGAUCUACAUCUUAACUACAUGAUAAGAAAUCAACAUU
This is a messenger RNA of Misgurnus anguillicaudatus (oriental weatherfish), 912 nucleotides long. Lineage: Eukaryota; Metazoa; Chordata; Actinopteri; Cypriniformes; Cobitidae. The record is from RefSeq and is a predicted model, not a curated record.